Messenger RNA from Sceloporus undulatus (fence lizard), 5283 nucleotides. RefSeq lists its product as uncharacterized. The transcript has 15 exons. Lineage: Eukaryota; Metazoa; Chordata; Lepidosauria; Squamata; Phrynosomatidae. The record is from RefSeq and is a predicted model, not a curated record. Bases 493 to 3804 code for a protein of 1103 amino acids.
AAGAAGAUGGCUCCUCAAGAAGUUCUUCUUCUUGUUGUUAUUGGUGCCAUUUCUUUCCCGCCCAGCUCUGAGGAGGCUCUCAUUUCAGGUUUCAUUUUCUUCACACAAAAAAGAAGGAGGAGGCUCCCUUUCGUCCUUUUCUCCUCCUUCAUUUCAAGGGAAAGACAAAGAUUGGUUAUUUUUAUUUGAUUUCAUUUUUAAAAAGCCCCGAUUCCUCCUUUUUUUGCCCUGAAGGGACUGCUCUCUCUGAGGCGACAAGGCUCUCUCUCUCUCUCUUUCCUCCUGAGUGCUAGAAUUAAGCUUUUGAAUUCUUCAUCACACCUUCCCAUUUUGGAGUCCAGAUGUCUGCAACUUCACUUGGUCCUGAUUAAGAAAUACUAUUGUCAAACUGAGUUUCUGCCUAUUGUCACACCCAAGACUUUUCUGUUCGGAUCUUUCCGGAAAGUGGGAUUCAGUCUUCAAUUCUCAAGGGUGCUAUCAGCCUUUGUGGUCAUGGGACCUAGCCUUUUAAUCGUAUCUCUGUUUGUGUGCAUCUGGCUAUAUGAAGUGGAUUCCCAGAACCAUGUUAAGGUCCCGAAGGAGCAGAGAAUGGUACACAGUCUCCUGAUCAAUGAGGUGAAUGCAGAUAGUCCAGGAGAGGACACCUUGGAGUACUUGGAGCUGUAUCAUAUCAGUGGCCGACGGGCUCCUUUGGAUGGCUACUCCUUGGUCUUGUACAAUGGCAAUGGCAAUGUGGCCUACAAUGUCAAAAAUCUUCAGGGCCUUUUCACUGAUGACCAAGGCUUCCUUCUCAUGGGAUCUGCUGCUGUUGUCCCAAAGCCAAAAGUAAUCCUUCCUAAAAACACAAUCCAGAAUGGGCCAGAUGCUAUUGCUCUCUAUUUUGGGAGAACAGACUUGCACGUUGACAUGGAAGUGACUAGUGAAGGGCUGGUGGAUGCUUUGGUUCACAAGUCUAAAGAGAACGACAGAGCGGAUGAGCUGGUUGCUGUUCUCACCCCUGGAGUGGAGCCCUUUUUGGAGGACCCUCUUUUCAGGACCACAGAUGAGUCUCUGGAGAGGUGCCAGGGGGCUGAUUCUCAAUGGUUCUUCCAAGUCGGCGUACCUACCCCCAGCUUGGAUAAUCACUGUAUUCCUUUUUCACAGCUGAAUGCAUCCUUUUUGUUGAUCAAUGAGGUCAACAUUGCAUUCACUGAGGGAGAGUUUGAGUUCAUAGAACUGCAGGGCCCUCCUUCUUCCGUGGUGAAAGAUGUGGUGCUGGCAUUGAUUGAUGGGAAGAGCCAAGAAAUGUACUUCAUCAUGGAGGUACGCGGCAAAACCUCUCCUGAGGGGCUGCUGCUUCUUGGUCCAGAGCACCCAGAAGUUCCAGUAGACGUGAUGUUCCCCCAAAACUCUACUACCCGCCUCCUCAGAACUGCUGAUGUCAACGCUGUUGUACUAUAUAGUGGGUCUGCCAGCAACUUUGCUAUAGGGGACACAGUGUUGGCCACGAACCUUCUGGAUGCCUUCGUCUACACAGGCGGGAAUGCCAGUUCAAAGCUGCAGGACAUCCUGACCCCUGGGAAAUCUCCUUUCUAUGUGAGAGAGCGAUCACUGCAGAAUUAUACCUCUGUGAGCCGGUGCUUCUGUUGCUCUCUCACCCGUGAUCCUUCUGUCUAUGCUGUCAGCCAGCCCACACCUCAGCAAUUCAAUGACUGCCCCAAGAAGCGCUUUAGUCAAGAAAUUUCCUUGUGCUUUCAGGUUGCAGAUUGUCAACAAGGGUCCCCAGAAAAAAGCGAGAUACUGAUGUAUUUGGCUGAGGUUGUACGUGAAAAGUGCAAAUGUAACGUUCAUCCCAAUUCUUCCAAAGAUUGCCAGCAGCAGACCUCUGAGAAAAAAACAGUAACAAAGUCUUUGUCCAUAGCUUUGGAAAAAGAGCAUGACUGUGAAAUCUCUCCAGCUUUUUUCAAAGAUUCUGCUGUGGUGUGCCAGGGGACAGAGCUGAUUUUCAGUGCUCUCCUGACUGCCAAAUCGGCAGCACAGCUUGACAGCUUGAUGCAAGCCUUCUCAAUUGUUGUAGACAUGGAAGAGGAGCUGAACUUUGGAAGGUGGAACUUCAUGGGAGUGAAUGCUUGUCUGUCUCAGGCAAAUGUGACCAACAUGCCUCCAGGAGUAAUACCAACAGAGCCAAGAACAACCAAAGCACCUCCAGCUCCACUGACACUGCUUAUCAAUGAAGUGAAUCCAGACAACCCAGGAUCUCGAGAAGAUACAGAGUACAUUGAACUCUUCUAUCCUGGACCAGCACCCUUUGAGCUCUGGAACUACUGGCUUGUCCUCUACAAUGGCAAGAACAACUUGGCUUACUAUGUGGUGAAGCUGGGGGGCUACCAUACUGACAAGCGGGGCUAUUUCCUGGUGGGAAGCGCUGGUGUGACUCCUCGGCCCUCAAUUAUUCUGCCUGAUAAUACCAUCCAGAAUGGAGCAGAAGCUGUUGCUCUCUACCACAGCCCAAAGGCCAUCUACAAAAUAAACAUGCCAGUGACUGCUGAGGGGCUGGUGGAUGUUGUGGUGUACAAGUCCAGGGGUUCAGACAAGGCCGACAGGCUGCUUGCUGUCCUCACCCCAGGACAGAGUGUCGUGCAUGAGAAUGAAUCUCACAGCACUGAGGAUGAGUCUCUCAGCCGAUGUCUCAGCCUGAGCCCAAGAGACCAGAGUAGCUUCCAGGUAACAGAAAUAACUCCUUUCCAGGAAAAUACUUGUCCAUCUCUUAGCUUGAAUUCCACAGAAGAAACUCUCCACAACCAUUCCAUUGUCAUCAAUGAACUGGGCAUGAACAACGACUCUCUUCUAUAUCAGUUUGUUGAGCUGAAAGGGAAGCCAGGGGUCAAUCUGAAAGGAUACACACUGAAGUUCUUUACUGAGCAUAAUACCAAGCUAUACUUCAGCAUCCCACUUCAGGGCACAUUUGGGAACAGCAGCCUGUUCAUCAUCUCACUUGAAGGAGAAUCCAUGGCUGACAACUUUCAUGAGCAGUCGGUAAUGCCCUCUGUUUGGAGUGAGCAGCAGCACAACCAUAGAGUUGCCCUGGUCAGGCAUAUACAAGCUCCUAAUGGUACUCUACUUCCUGAUGAGAUUGUAGAAGAUGUGGUCACUUUUACACAGGAGCCUCACACAAGCAAACUUAAUUCCAGUUUUCCUAUCUACUUUUUUUCAAGGAAAGAAAAAGGACCGUUCUCCUUGAGCCGCUGUUCUUCCUGCGAAGAAACCUUUGCUGUCUCUAAUCACACACCUGGCACAGAGAAUGUGUGUCCUCAGGAUUCUCUUUCCCUGGAUCUUGAGAUAUGCCUGCUGACAUUCAACUGUUCCAUGUGGCCUCAAAAUGCACUGAUUCUGGCUAGUCUCCAACAAACUUUAGUAAGAUCAAUGGAAGAGAGCUGUCAUUGCGGUGUGUCCUCAUGCUAUAUACAAGGGCUUAAUUUUACCUGCCUUCAUUCCAUCCUGAAACUCUCGGGCCAGGUAUGGGCCACAUCACCAGAACAGCUACAGCUGUUUAUCCAGUGGCGGUCUAGCUUGUCUACAAGUCCCCACCCAUUUCCUAUGGAAAUAAGACUUCUCAAAGGGAAGACAACAUGCUCCUCUCCAAGUGCAACAGCACUGUGGUCUGAAGGUUCCUUGCAAGCAUGGGAGAUUGCGCUGACUGUUUUGGGCUCCAUCUUAUUAGCACUGCUGUUAGCUGGUGUAGCAUUUUAUUGGAUCAAAAGACGUCCACAGAAUUACACCACCAUCGAGUUGAACGACCGCUGCGAAAUAAUGGCAGAAAUCUGACAUGGCCAGAACUCACUUACCAGAAAAAUGCUAUUUCUGGAACUCUUGAAGAACAGUAACUGUUUUAGUUGUUUGGCAUUUGCACAGAUGACCAAGAAUGUAACACUCUUCAUUCAUUUCAAACCCCUGGGACUAUUUAUUAUGAUGAUAAUUAUUUUGAUACCCAUGUUUAAAAUAACAACUGUCCUUUUAUUUCCAGGAUAUCUUCUACUUUGGUCCCCACUUCUGUUGCAUAUGCAAUGGAAGGCUUGUGGAGGCUAUCUCUGAUUUUUCUCCCACCCAUGCAUGUGGCUUUAUUAUUCAUCUCUUGAACAAAGGAGAUGCUGGUGCCUUUGCAGCUGGUGUGUGGUGGCAGAAGAACACUGAUUUGAUGUGCAAAAGGUCCUGAGUUCAAUUUCAAGUUUUUUUAAAAAAAGGAUUGUGUUAGGAAAGACAUCUUGCUUAAGACCCUGUAGUGAAGCUGCUGCUUAGUGUAAUUCAGACUGGGUCAUGAGAAGGGAGGUUAAGUAAAAUGGUGGCUGAUCAAGCCUACAUAUUUUUUGGGAAAGGGGGCUCUUAGGCAGAAGACAUGCUUUGCAUGCUGAAAGCCUUGGGUUCAACUUCUGGCAUCUCCAGUUAGUAGAAUCAGGUAGCACUGGAAAACUUUUCCUGCCUGAGAUCCAGCAAAGCUACUUCUAGUCAGAAUUGACAGUACUACACUGGAGUAGUCAAGACCUGUGGUGUGACCUGGCAUAAGGCAGCAUCCAGUGCCCUUAAACAGCAGUGGGACUUGCAAGAUAGUUGUGUUUAUGAAUGUACCUAAAAACAUAUGUUAAAUUUUAAGCCUUUUGGUGUUGUGUGUUAAAGCUGGGGAAUGAAGGGGCAAGCAUCAGAUGACAAAAAUGGAGCUUGUUGGGACUAGAUAAAGACUACAAGGAAGGACAAUGUGGUUACAGUUAUUGCAGGGCCCACUGUAAACAAGUGGAACCAGUUCGUAGAGCACCAGGACCAUGUGCUUAUUGAAAACUUUACAUGUUGUUAUUUGGGUUGGUGUUACCUCUGCUUCCAGGGUGGGGAAACUUUGACAUUCCAAGUGUCCUGAACAUCAGUUCCCAGAGGCACUGAUCAAUGGGUUGGCCUUCCCAAGGAAGCUGAAGUGCAAACCGUGGGGGAGAGCCAGUGGGUACCCAUUCCUGCCCUAAAGCAAGAGAUACCUGCUUUCACGGGGGAAGCAAAGAUUGUGGAUUCCCAAAGUUUACAAAGCUACUUGUUUAAAUUCAUUCCUGUUAUUGUGCUUGAAGAAUGUGUUGUUAUAUGUUACAGUGUUUAAAAAAAAAGACAUUUUGUGCUACUUGCUUAUUAUUGUUAUUUUUGAGGAAGGGUGCUCCGCUCGUGAUAAGAGAAUGAUGGCCUAAAGACUGAAAAAGUCCACACACAAAAACUGAGAGCAAAGAGAGGAUGUUAUGAAUUACACAAAUAAAGUAACUAUGUUCCCACAAA